UUUUCUUAAUCGCAGAACUUGUUCUCUACUUUCUAAGGUAGACACAGACACUUCGCCACACAGAUCUGCUGCUAUGGAACUCUCCAAAUCGCUGCACAUCUUUCUGUUCCUCCUGCUGUCUUUUGUGUCAGCGCACCGUAACCGGAUCAUUGGAGGCGAGGAGUGCCCUGACAAUAAUCAUUCUUGGCUCACUCUGCUCUAUGACUCUGACCAGCUUCUGUGCUCUGGAAUGUUGAUCAACCCCGACUGGGUGCUCACGGCUGCUCACUGCUACAUACGCGGAAACAUCCAGGUAAGGCUCGGAGCACACAACAAAGAUGACUAUGAGCAGUUAAGAGUCAGCACGUUGAAGAAAUGCCCUGGUGUCGAGAAUUGCUUGUGCUUUACCGACGACAUCAUGCUGAUCAAACUGAACAGCUCUGCUGACAUGACUGAGCGUGUGUCUAUCAUUGACUUGCCCUCCAGCUGCUCCCCGGUGGGAACAGAUUGCACUGUGAUGGGCUGGGGCACAACCACCACUCCUGAAGAGACGUAUCCCAACGUCCCUUAUUGUGUUAACAUUACGAUAUUCGACAACCGUGUGUGUCAGGCUGCUUACCCAUGGGAAGUGAACGACAACAUGUUUUGUGCAGGAUACUUUGAUGGAGGCAAAGAUUCAUGCCGGGGCGAUUCUGGGGGACCCCUUCUCUGUGUUGGCGGAGGCCUCCAAGGCGUGGUCUCUUUGGGGGGCUUCCCUUGCGCUCAGCCUGGUGACCCUGGCAUCUACAUCAAGAUCUGCAAAUUUCUUGACUGGAUCCGUACUACUAUAGAGGAGAAUACAUUUAAGUCUGGUGCCUGUGAGGAUGGAAUAUACCAGUAGAAACCUCUUAAGCAGGCAUCCCCAAACUUCAGCCCUCCAGAUGUUUUGGACUACAAUUCCCAUCAUCCUUGACCACUGGUCCUCUUAGCUAGGGAUCAUGGGAGUUGUAGGCCAAAACAUCUGGAGGGCCGCAGUUUGGGAAUGCCUGCUCUUAAGCAACAUGAGGGGGAAUAACUUAGUUGCAACUGCCUUCUUUCCGCCAUGUCUUAAGUCUGCAGACCUAGGCAUAUUUUAUCCUGGGAGUAAGACUCAUCGAACACGGUGGUACUUACUUUGAAGUAAACAUGGAGAGGAUGGUGCUGUGCAACACCAUGCCCCACCUUGAAAUCCUGAUCUGGUACACAUUUACUUAACAGUAAGUCACACUAAACCGAAUGACACCUGUUCCCAGGAGAAUGAGCAUAGCUUGGUGGUCCUAUUGCUGUGAUGCAUGAAUUAUUACCUCCCUCAAUGCUAAAAUAUUGAAUCUUCUGAUUACAUAGCAACCAUAGUUUCCAUGCAAUCUUCUUGCUCUGAAAGCUAACACCUGAAAAAUAAAGUAAUCAGCAGAAUUUAAGUGUCUGUCUCGUUUUCUGAUCCA
Messenger RNA from Zootoca vivipara (common lizard), 1439 nucleotides. Its product is annotated as gilatoxin-like. Gene Ontology annotation, cellular component: secretory granule. Lineage: Eukaryota; Metazoa; Chordata; Lepidosauria; Squamata; Lacertidae. Gene Ontology annotation, molecular function: serine-type endopeptidase activity. Gene Ontology annotation, biological process: proteolysis. The record is from RefSeq and is a predicted model, not a curated record.